Molecule: messenger RNA, 519 nt
Organism: Rhipicephalus microplus (southern cattle tick)
Lineage: Eukaryota; Metazoa; Arthropoda; Arachnida; Ixodida; Ixodidae
Product: RYamide receptor-like
Biological process (GO): G protein-coupled receptor signaling pathway
Cellular component (GO): plasma membrane
Molecular function (GO): G protein-coupled receptor activity
Source: RefSeq, a predicted model, not a curated record
AUGUCUACCGAGCAGUCCAGCCCGAAAUGGAUGGGUGCCAAUCUUCAGGUGCCAGAGCCAUUCGACUUCGGCAACGCGGUGACCUGGCUGACAUGGAAAAACCGGUUUGAGAACUACGCAGCCAUCUCAAGACUCAGGAAUGCACCUAAAAAACACAGGUACUACGCCAUCAUGUCUCCUUUGAGCUUCCGAUGGACCCGCAAGCGUGGUCCCCACAUCAUCUUGGUCAUUUGGCUGGUGGCUGCACUAUUGUCUAGCGUCCAGUUUGUUCAUGGCCGAGCCACACCUUUUACCUGGGCCGACGGCACCUACUACGACUGUCACGAAAAUUGGGACGAGAGGGCGGGAAAGGUGUACACGGCUGUGAUCUUCACUGUGACCUUUCUGACUCCCAUGCUGGUGUUGACAUUCACCUACUCGUCCAUCGGGUGGAAGAUGUGGCGCCACACAUCGCCUGGCAACGCCGACAUCCAGCGCGACCAGCAGCAACUGACGGCUAAGAUGAAGGCGAGUAAAUAG